AUGCCUGAUGUAGUGUCUGCUGCCCCAACACCAAAUCGUGAGGCCGUUGCAAAGCCGCCUACAGAGCCUGCGGCGCCGCCUUCAAUCGAGGGCAAUAUGGCACCAAUGAGGCGGGUUCCCGAGCUUCUUGCACGCAUCGCGGACCAGGAAGCUGACAACGCAAGACUCCAGCAAGAGAAGACGGCUGCCAAAAAGAUGUCCAGCGACUACCAUAUCCGUCUCACGCAGGCGACCAAGUCGCUAGGCGAUUUGACGGCCUCGUACUCGAGGCGCGUGGAGGAGAAGGACGCCUUACUCAGUGAAAACGUCGCAAUCGAACAGCGCGACACAUUGAUGAGGAAAGAAACCGCCAAGUCCGCCCGCGACAUCAGCGAUAUGACGAGCAAGAUACAAGAGAUGGAGGCCCAGAUCCAAGCAUACGAGGUCGAGAACAAGGAUUUACAAGACCGCGUCACUACGUUGGAGACAGAAGCGCAUAGCCUACAGUGUCACGUUCAAGACCUAGAGUUUGAGAGAGAGCAGGGUCGGGCUUCGGAGAGUAUCGAUGCAUAUGGAGCAAACGGUAGGAGGGACUCCACGCAACGCCCCAUGUCGAACGUUGACGCCACUCCUCCGCGCCAAGGUUCAGAUCGAGACCGAGAAUCGAGGUACAGCGAGGCGGUAUACACUGAUCAUCGGAGGACGUCGGGUGGAUUCUACGAGCGCGGUGGCCAUCAACGAGGAGCUCGCCGGGAGCGCGAUCGUGGCCGAAACGUACGGAACAGGUCAUCUACCAACGAUCGCUUCGUCCCUGACCUGUACCCUCCCACCGGACCUCGCGCCGACAGGCGCUGA
This is a messenger RNA of Alternaria triticimaculans, 834 nucleotides long. RefSeq lists its product as uncharacterized. Lineage: Eukaryota; Fungi; Ascomycota; Dothideomycetes; Pleosporales; Pleosporaceae. The coding region runs from base 1 to 834 and encodes 277 amino acids. The record is from RefSeq and is a predicted model, not a curated record. The transcript is spliced from 2 exons.